This is a messenger RNA of Clarias gariepinus (North African catfish), 5251 nucleotides long. RefSeq names its product epidermal growth factor receptor a (erythroblastic leukemia viral (v-erb-b) oncogene homolog, avian) (gene egfra). The record is from RefSeq and is a predicted model, not a curated record. Gene Ontology annotation, cellular component: signaling receptor complex; basal plasma membrane. The transcript has 28 exons. Gene Ontology annotation, molecular function: epidermal growth factor receptor activity; epidermal growth factor binding; ATP binding. Lineage: Eukaryota; Metazoa; Chordata; Actinopteri; Siluriformes; Clariidae. Gene Ontology annotation, biological process: cell differentiation; cell surface receptor protein tyrosine kinase signaling pathway; negative regulation of apoptotic process. Bases 174 to 3776 code for a protein of 1200 amino acids.
GAGAGGUUCCUCGAAUUGGGACAAAACUUCAUACAUACACACACUCACACACACACACGUCCGCCAACGGAGGCGCGUUACAGUUAUGGAGUAACAAAGAAUUCCUAAAGAAAGAAGGAAGGAAGAAAGAAAGAGAGAUUUAAGAAAGAAACAAAAACGUUGAAAGAGACGAAAUGGAGAGUUUGGUGAAGACCGGAUUCCUUUUAUCGUUCCUGAUUUCCUGGGGCUCGUGCGCAACGCCGGAAAAGAAAGUGUGUCAGGGAGGGAACAACAAACUGACUCUGCUGACCACGGUAGACGAUCACUACCAGAACAUGGUGAAGAUGUACAGCAACUGCACCAUAAUCCUGGAGAACCUGGAAAUCACAUACACCAUGCCACACCAUAAUCUGUCUUUUCUCAAGACCAUUGAAGAAGUCGGAGGCUAUGUUCUCAUAGCUGUGAGCCAAGCGCCAGUAAUCCCGCUGGACAACCUGCGCAUUAUCCGAGGCCAUUCGCUGUAUGAUGAUGAAUUUGCCUUGGCAGUCCUGUCAAAUAAUGACCCGAACACAGGCAAAGGAGUGAAGUACCUGUCCCUCAACAGUCUCACUGAAAUACUCCGUGGCGGUGUGAAGUUUCACUGCAAUGCUCAAUUAUGUAACGCGGAAACCAUCCAAUGGGCCGACAUUGUCCACCUGAAGAGCAACCCUAAGAUAAUCGAACAUCAGAACGCUUCGAAAGCAGACUGCAAAAAGUGUGACAAAAGCUGUUACAAUGGCUCGUGUUGGGGUCCAGGUCCUGCAAACUGCCAGACUUUCACAAAGCUGACAUGUGCUGAGCAGUGCUCGGGAAGAUGUAAAGGCCCCAAACCCAGCGACUGCUGCAACGAGCACUGCGCGUCCGGCUGCACCGGCCCGAGACCUACAGACUGCCUGGCCUGCAGGAACUUCCAGGAUGAUGAUACUUGCAAAGAUGCAUGCCCUCCUCUUAUGCAAUACGAUCCCAACAGACACCAGUUGGUCCCUAACAAGCACGGGAAGUACAACUUCGGGGCCGCGUGUGUGAAGAAGUGUCCACGUAACUAUGUGGUCACAGACCAUGGCGCAUGCGUGCGAGUGUGCAGUCCUGGAACUUAUGAAGUGGAAGAAGACGGGGUCAGAAAGUGCAAGAAGUGUGACGGCCUGUGUCCAAAAGUGUGCCCUGGACUGGGAGAGGGUCGUCUAACUAACGUCAUGUCAAUCAAUGCUAGCAACAUUGAUUCAUUUGAGAACUGCACGACUAUCACUGGAGACAUCUCCAUUCUGAAGACAACGUUCGAAGGGGAUAGUUUUACCAAAACUCCCAAACUCGAUCCUGCCAGACUUGAAGUUUUCAAAACAGUCAAAGAAAUUACUGGCACUUUCCUGAUCCAGCAGUGGUCACCUGACUUGCCUUCUCUCAGCCCCUUCGAAAACCUAGAGGUGAUCCGUGGAAGAACCAAACACCACGGUACGGUGAGCCUGGGUGUCACCGGGACUUCCAUAACGCACCUGGGCUUGCGUGCUCUGCGUGAGAUCAGCGACGGCGACGUAGUCAUCGCAUCAAACCCCAAUUUGUGCUACAACAGUCCAGAUCACUGGAAACUCCUGUUUCAGACCGAGAAGCAGACCGUCCGUUCAUUGCAGGAAGAAAACUCCACUUUCUGUUUGGCGCUGAACCGUACCUGCGAUAAGAUGUGUACGCCUGACGGGUGCUGGGGUCCGGGGCCCACCAUGUGCCUGCGCUGCGUCAGCCGGACGCGCAAGAGAAGCUGCGUGGCUUCCUGUAACCUCCUGGAGGGCGAGCCACGUGAAUGUGAGGCCAAUAGGACGUGUCUGGAGUGUGACCCCGAGUGCAAGCCUCUGAACGGGAGUCUGUCCUGCAGUGGGCCGGGUCCCGACAACUGUAUGGAGUGUGUUAAUUACAAAGACGGGCCGCACUGCGUGUCGCGCUGCCCGCAGGGUAUCCCUGGGGAAAAGGACACCCUCGUGUGGAAAUACCCGGACAGCACGCGGGUGUGCCAGCUCUGCCACCCCAACUGCACGCAAGGAUGCACUGGACCAGAACUCCAAGACUGUAGAGGAACAAAUGACACGAGCACGUCGAUCAUCGCCGCCAGCGUGGUGGGAGGGCUCCUGGCGUUCGUCAUCCUCUGCCUGGCCGUGGCUGUGUUCAUCAGGAGACGCAGGAUCAAGAGGAAGAGAACGCUGCGCAGAUUACUGCAGGAGAGAGAGUUAGUGGAGCCUCUCACUCCCAGCGGAGAAGCUCCGAACCAGGCUCUGCUGCGUGUCCUCAAAGAGACAGAGUUCAAGAAGAUCAAAGUGCUCGGCUCCGGAGCUUUCGGCACAGUGUACAAGGGUUUAUGGGUCCCUGAAGGAGAAGACGUGAAGAUCCCCGUCGCCAUUAAGGUUCUGAGAGAGUCCACGCUGCAGAAAGCUAACAAGGAGAUCCUGGAUGAGGCUUACGUGAUGGCGAGCGUGGAACACCCCCACGUGUGCCGUUUGCUGGGCAUCUGCCUGACCUCUUACGUUCAGCUGGUGACCCAGCUCAUGCCCUACGGCUGCCUGCUCGACUACGUCAAGACGAACAAAGACAACAUCGGCUCACAGUACCUGCUAAACUGGUGUGUGCAGAUCGCGAAGGGCAUGAACUACUUGGAAGAGCGCCACCUGGUGCACAGGGACUUGGCCGCACGCAACGUGCUGGUAAAAACCCCUCAGCAUGUCAAGAUCACUGACUUCGGCUUGGCUAAACUCCUCAGCGCCGAUGAGAAAGAGUACCACGCAGACGGAGGGAAGGUGCCGAUUAAAUGGAUGGCCCUUGAAUCCAUCCUUCACCGCACCUACACUCAUCAAAGUGAUGUAUGGAGUUAUGGUGUGACCGUUUGGGAGCUGAUGACGUUCGGGACGAAGCCUUAUGACGGGAUCCCCGCCAAUGAGAUCGCAGGCGUCUUGGAGAAAGGAGAGAGACUCCCUCAGCCGCCUAUCUGCACCAUCGACGUCUACAUGAUCAUGGUCAAAUGUUGGAUGAUUGACGCAGAGAGCAGACCGAGAUUCAGGGAGCUCAUUGCUGAGUUUUCCAAAAUGGCUCGAGAUCCUACACGCUACCUGGUCAUUCAGGGUGAUGAGCGGAUGCACCUGCCCAGUCCCACAGACUCCAGAUACUACCGGAGUCUGAUGAGUGGCGUGGAUCUGGACGAGGCCGUGGACGCCGAUGAGUAUUUAUUGCCCAACCAUGGCUUCUUCAGCAGCCCCAGCACGUCUCGUACACAGCUACUGCACUCUAUGAGCCUGAACAGCAGCAUCGGGUCGUGCCAGAACAGGAACGGGACUCUGGUGCCGGUUCGUGAGAACAGCGUCAUGCUGCGCUACAUCCCGGACCCCACCGAACGCUUCCUGGAUGGAGAUUUCCAGCCUGCCCCAGAAUACAUGAACCAGCAGAAUGGCGCCGAUGUUGUCUCGGACAUGGCCAACCCCAUCUAUCAGCACCCUGCACGCGCCGCCCUGGACGAGACCGAAGAAGAUUACCUUAACUGCUUCAAAAACCCAGAGACUGUCACUUCUCCUAAACCCGGUCCUGAGUACCUAAACACCUCGCACUCUCAGCUCUUUUCCUCCCUCCAGAUGAGCAAAAAGCAGCCGAACGGGCACGGCUACAUCGCGCAGAACAGCAUCGACAACCCCGACUACCAGCAGGACUUCUUGCCAACGGGGACCAAGCUGAACGGGCAUCUCCCAGCCGCUGAGAACUCUGAGUACAUGGGUGUGGAGGUGCAUUAGCAGCGCGCUGAAAGUGUGCGGACUCUGUAAAAGUGACAGGACUGGACCCACGGAGGCGGACCCCACUGCAGUGCUUGGGUGGAGGCUCUGAUCUGCCGGGAAAUUGUUGGUUUAUUUGAGACUUUUUAUAGAGUUUUUACAUUCAUUUGGACGCUAGAUGGUGUGUCAGUCCCAAGCCGGUCUGCCACAACAGACUGCCAAUCAUUCUCAGAAUUGUAAUUCUAUUCAGACUAAAGUCUAACUACAUACAAGAUUAGAGCACUUCCUUUGUCAUUAGACUUUUUUGGGGGGGCAAAUUGUACGGCAAGUGUUCACGCUUGCACGAUUUUUUUCCUGCACCUGUGACUUUGAGUGUGAAAUAGUUAAAUACUGUAGCUAUGGUUACUAUUACAUACAGUAGUGACCAAGUUCUUUCAUUUUAGCCUUUUUUUUUCAUCGAUCUUAUCACCUGCCAGUUCCCACCCAUCAGCUAUCAUACAACAGCUAGUAAGCGGAGGGCGCGUAGGUCUGCUUUUGUAGAGAUAAACUCCCGGACACCAACGAUUGGCUAGUGGCACAGGGAUUGGCAGGAGAGAGAGAGAGACUAACUAACUCUAAGGCGAAUACUUUUAGCCGUUGAUUUGGCCUUUAUUUUAAUCAGAGGAGACAUUUUUAGAGAUUAAAGAGUAGAAGAUGAGCUUGGCAUGAAGCAAAAGUCUUUUUGAGAUCUCUACAUCCUAAACUCUUAACAAACGUAUCAUGUUACUUCCUGUUUCAAGACGUUGUGGCAGAGUGGACCAGUCCCCGGUGGACUUUCCGCCAGGAAUGCCUCACUAUUCGUUUUCUGAUUCUGGACCAUGCGCCUCUAUGGCCAUGAAUUCUGCAGGCUCCUCCCAAAAAACUCAUAUCUAAGGAUUCGGCCGAGCUUCUAGCUUGCUCGUUUUUGAUCUGAUCGGAACAUGUCGAAGGGGUCGGAAAAAUCAUGUCGAUUAAAAAUAAUCAUGAAAAUGGCCCUGAAAUCACUGCAAAAAAUCGAUCUAUUUAUAUAUACUGUAUAUGAAACAGAAAUUCUGUUUGGCCUGCCACCGGUGGCCGGUGUAACAGUAGGUGGUUCUAUUGAAUGUAACAAUAGGCAGCUCCACUGUUACCUAUUAUGUCAUAAUGAGAGGUGAUAAUAUAUCUGCUAAAAAAGUGGAAAAGCGUGAGGAGCGUCAGAGGUCUAUAUCGCUUUAUCCUGUAUAUACAGGCGCAUGGGAGGGCCUGGAGCCUAUCCCAGAAGACAUUGAGCACGGGGCGGAGUACUUGGAGGAAACCGACACCAAGCACGAGGAGAACAUACAAACUCCAUGCACACAGACCUGAGGUGGGAAUCGAACCCAGACCCUGAAGGUUCAAGGCGACAAGGCUAAUACACACUAAAGAAAAAAUUAUUUUGGUCCACUUUGGCAAAACCGUCAUUAUAUGCUCCAUUUUUUAAAUACACACAUGGAACUUGA